CGCCGACGUGACUCUUUCAUUAUUUUAAGGCGCGCUCUCCACACACACACACACACCAGCUCUAUCUGUACACACUGUUUCCCUUUCUUAUCUGCUUAGUUUUGCCGUUCAGCCUUUCCUACACUUUUCGCCUUUCCUUCCAUAGACGUCAUGGACAAAGCUCUUGACGAUGUGGUUCGUGAACGAUCGCAUGACAAGCGCAGCAGCAGUAGUAGUAAUGACAGAAGGUCCCGCCGUAACCCCCGAGGCGGUGUCAGAAAGACUGGCCGCCGCGAUAACACCUACAAUGAUUCACUCGCUUGGGUUCAUGACAAGUACGAUGGGGAUCUUGGUUUAGCGACUAAUGAACCAUUGCGGCGGGCCGCGGGCUCGGAUAUGCGCCACAAUUCUGACACGGCAACGCUCGUUGGUGCCGGCAAGUUGAGGGUCGAGAAUAUCCAUUAUGAACUUGGAGAAGAGGAACUUCUUGGUCUUUUUGAACGUCAAGGCGUUGUUCUAAAGCUCGAACUCAAAUACGAUCGUGCGGGCCGCUCUGAGGGCAUAGCUUUCGUCACCUACGAGCGCGAGGCUGACGCAAAACGUGCAAUUGCCGAAUUUGACGGCGCAAAUGCCAAUGGACAACCAAUCCACCUCACCUUGGUCCACCACCACCACCAAAACGAGGGGAAAUCCCUCUUCGAUCGCAUCCGUGCUCCAGACCCCUCCGCUCCACUCUCGACUGGUGCGGCCUCGUCCGCCCGCGACCGGGCCCGCCGCUACACUGACUCCCCAGAGAGAGACUCCCGCCGCGAUCCUACCCGCCGUCCCACACCACCAAACAUUGACCGCUAUGUCCCCCCCGAGCGCCGUCGCGAGCGCCCCCGUAGCAGCGAGCCUACCGUCGGUGGUAGCAGUGCCCGUCGUAGAGGAGCUUAUUCCGGCUCUGGCGGAGGCGGCGGUGGCAGGGAAGACAGGCCUUACAACAACAGCCGACGUUACGGCAAUGGACAUGCCCCUGGUCCCGGACGUCUUGGUGCUGGUGGAGGCGUUGGCGGAGGUGCGGGUAAUAGAGCCAGGAAGACGGUGGAGGAACUUGACGAGGAGAUGAACAAUUACUUUGCGGACGCUGGGGCCCAGCAACAGCAACAGCAGGGACAGCAACAGGUCGGCGGUGCGCUGGCGCAGCAAGCUGAUGAAGAUGAGGAGAUGAUUCUUUAGAUUUUCAUGCUAUCCCCUAUUCCCCACUUUCCUUUUCCCGUUUCCGAGGUCACGGUGGAAGUGCACAAUCUAACAAUCGAUCAUCCUGAAAACCAGCUACACUGACACAAUGCGGGAGAGGUGUGGGAACGUCUAGUAGUAGUGGGUUUGCCUAGCCCUUGCGUUUGUUGCUACAGUGGUUAUCUAUCUAGCUUGUUUCUCAUGUCAUUAUCCCGUAUAUUUUUCUUCUUUUUCUUCUUGUCUCCCUUUGUCUUGUCUAGAUACUCUUCUUGCUCUUGUUUUCCCGUAUGGUGGGUUAGGGUGGUUUUUACAAAAAAAAUGGGGUUCAACAAAAAACCGGGCUGUUGAAAAAUGUUGUUGGGAUCAUGAGAUAUCACUCUUGCGUAAAGUGUCAUUCGUUGCAGUUUUUUUCGUUGUGAAUUGUGGUUGCGGAAAUUUUUGGCCGUGGGUGAGAGUUGUGGGGUGUCAAGUGUAGAAUGGAUUGGUGGAUAGAUGGUGCAAAUAAAUGUAUAGUAUAAAUAUUGUCUAUUAUGCCGGGCAGUCUACGGUA
This is a messenger RNA of Tuber melanosporum (Perigord truffle), 1747 nucleotides long. RefSeq lists its product as uncharacterized. Gene Ontology annotation, cellular component: nucleus. Gene Ontology annotation, biological process: mRNA export from nucleus. The record is from RefSeq and is a predicted model, not a curated record. Lineage: Eukaryota; Fungi; Ascomycota; Pezizomycetes; Pezizales; Tuberaceae. The transcript is spliced from 8 exons. Gene Ontology annotation, molecular function: mRNA binding. Bases 151 to 1197 code for a protein of 348 amino acids.